Messenger RNA from Spathaspora passalidarum NRRL Y-27907, 1741 nucleotides. RefSeq lists its product as uncharacterized. NCBI's taxonomy places the organism in Eukaryota, Fungi, Ascomycota, Pichiomycetes, Serinales, Debaryomycetaceae. Bases 35 to 1630 code for a protein of 531 amino acids. The record is from RefSeq and is a predicted model, not a curated record. The transcript has a single exon.
GAUUUGUACUUAAAUACCUACAAACACCUUAAGAAUGUCGAUCCCUAUUCUUGGUAGAUUACAUAUAACUGAUUGGCCAAUCAUCGCCAUCUCGUUCUUGUUAGCCUGGAUUGAAUUCAUAAUAUCGAUAAUUACUAAUUCCUUACCUUCACAUGUGAUCGAUGUGUUCACUGUGGUUACCAAGUUCAUAUACCGCUUCACCAGAAAUCCAAUAAAUUUGAUCAUUAGACAUAAGAAGGACGAUAUCCAUCAAGAUGAAGAGAAGUUUACAUAUCUGUACAUCAACUCAGAUUUGCCUAAUCUCACUAGAAAGCAAUACCAAACCAUGAUUGAGUUGUUAAAUGCUGAUAGAAUUGAACAAAUGGUUCAGUUGUUUGGAUAUGAUAUUGAAAGUCGAAUUGUCAAGACCAAGGAUGAUUAUUUGCUUACUAUUCAUAGAAUUAAAGGCCGUGAUAGACCCAGCAAUGGCAAGGUUAUUUAUUUGCAUCAUGGAUUGUUGAUGAAUUGUGAAAUCUGGUGUACUAUGAUUGAGAAGUACAACAAUUUGCCAUUUUUGUUGUAUGAUUUAGGAUAUGAUGUAUGGAUGGGAAACAACCGUGGUAGCAAAUACAGUCAACGUCAUUUAUUUUACAAGCUGAAUUCUGUCCGAUUUUGGGAUUUCUCUCUUGAUGAAUUUGCUUUGUUUGACAUUCCAAAUACGAUAGAUUAUAUUUUAAAGGUUUCUGGAGCUGAGAAGUUAACUUAUAUUGGGUUUAGUCAAGGUUCUGCUCAAGCAUUUGCCAGUGUUUCUGUGAAUAUUGAUUUGAAUGACAAGAUUGACCAGUUGAUUGCUAUAAGUCCAGCUACAACCCCACAUGGGUUAUAUUCCAAGUUUUUGGAUAUCUUGUUGAAAUCAAGUCCCAACAUCACAUAUUUGUUAUUCAGCAGGAAAGUGCUUAUGCCGUCGUGUCUUUUCUGGCAGAAGAUUAUGUAUCCUCCAUUAUUUGAUACUAUGAUUGAUAUUUCAAAUUAUUUGUUAUUUAAUUGGAAGGCGGAAAAUAUUGAUAAGUUGCAAAAGUUGAGUAGUUAUGCUCAUUUAUAUUCCACUACCAGCGUUAAGUGUGCUGUUCAUUGGUUUCAAGUCAUGAGUAGCAAGAAUUUCCAGAUGUAUCAUGAUGCAACUACCAGCUUGCUGGGAUUAAAUCCAAUUAGUUAUCCAUUAAAGAAUAUCCAAAUUCCAAUCCAUUUGAUUUAUGGGACUGCUGACUCAUUAGUUGACAUUGAAGUUAUGAAGAGCCAGUUACCAGAUAAAACGACUACUGUGCACCCGGUGCCUAAUUAUGAACAUUUGGAUAAUCUUUGGGGAAGAGAUGUUCAUGAAUUAGUGUUUAAAGAAGUUUUACGUCGAUUGGGUGAAAACACCGAUGAUUUGUUUUAUCGGUUAAGUCUUUUGGAGAAUGAUAGGAACCCCAAGUUGAUUGAAGAUAUUAUAGUUGACGUUGGAGAAGACGAGGCUACUUUGAACCAACAAUCAUACUUGAAGAUGGCGAACAAUAGCAAUAGUAAUGGACUUAGCCCGGUUAGCCAUGUAGAAAAUUUAGAUUACGGAACUGACCGACGUUCUACAGUGGGGACUGGCAUUUUCACAUAAGCUUUACGAUGUUUUAUUUUACAAGAGAUACCGGAAUUAUUACGGUACACAACUAUUAAUAGUUAGGUUUAUAAAUUAUAUAUACACUACGUUUAUAGGAAACAAUUAGUU